AUUGGCUCGAGGCCGAAUGGGAGGCGGCUUUGCGUUCCAUUGGUGGUGGUUCUAUUCUAUAGGCUGAGGACGCGGGUUCAGGCGAGGUGAGGAGACAAACCAAGUUGAACCUAUACUGGGUGAAGAAACAAAUAUGAGUAGCGGCAGUGUUCGCUGAGCAGAAACAAGCGCGAAGCGAACUGGGAGAGACGCGCCCUAUCAUCCAAUCUAUUGAGCAUAUACCGUCUUUCUAAUAACACUUUGGAGGAGAUUCACAUGAAGAAGAGGAACUUCAUCGGGCUAUUUCACUGACAGAUGGUGGCAUUGCAACGUGAAUCACAGUCACUCGGAGCCGGCAGUCAUUAUCAAAACAACCAGAGAGUGUAUUUCUUAAGUGAGCUAUUAAACAAAACUCAAGCACACAAUCUAUGAGUUUGGCAAUUACCCGAUCACACCAGGGCUAUCCAAGCAUGAAAUACCAUACUAGACCCACCAGUAGCGUCCUCCAGGAUUUGUCUGGUGGUCCCUCCCAUCUGUUGGGACUGGAAGGCCUGGACCCGAGGCCUCUGAGCAAGGCAAUGUCCUUCACUGACGAGGCGGUCUCCAUCCUGACCUCCAGCAGCCAGCUAGCCCGUUCCCUCCUGGGCUGCACCUCUGCCCUGAAGCGGAAAGAAAGCCUAGCCGCCACCGCUAACCAUACUAACGCUAAUGCUAUCUCUAACAAUGACGGUGAGGAUGACUUUGACGAUAGCAACAGUGCUCUGCGCCGCAAACGCGAGUUCACUCCCGACGAGAAGAAGGACGACGGCUACUGGGAUAAGAGGAAGAAGAACAACGAGGCGGCGAAACGGUCGCGUGAGAAACGACGUGCCAAUGACAUGGUCCUGGAGACGAGGGUUCUGGGGUUGUUGGAGGAGAACGCCCGACUAAGGGCCGAACUCCUGGCCUUCAAGUUCCGCUUUGGCCUAGUCAAGGACACCUCCGACAUAGCCAUAAUGCCGCUGUCCGUGCCUCCACCCAAACAUCUUGAACCGAGGUACUACCUACCCCACGAUGAUGGUUCCUACCCCCAUAACACCCCCGCCACCACCUCCCACCACCAUCCCCACCACUCAUCCUCAUACGAGGUGAGGGGAACUGGGCUGCCAACAGGGCGUGACGUGGGCAGUAGUAUAUCCGAGGACUCUGGUUUCUCCCCUGGAAGCUCCAAUGUCGGCAGCCCUGUGUUCUUUGACGACGGACUAGGGGACCACAGCCGAACAUCCCCCAGAACGGUAGAGGAACAGGGGCGUUAUGAGCCUCGCGCCUCCCUGGAGGCAGAAGGACAGUACCACGGCAGGCAGGACUCUAGCCUACCACACAAACUCCGCUUCAAAACCCCCGGUGGAGGUAGCGAAGGUGUGGAGAUACCAGCAAGGUCCCCUAAUAGUAAACGUCCUUUCCCCGUAGCUACAGUCGGACCAAACACCCAGAGGAGCCAGGCUGGAUGGUACAGUCAUAGGGGAGAGGGCCAGGCUGCGUGGCCCAGUGAGGAGGCCCGUGCUGGGCAUGAUCAGCAGCACCACUACUCCCCGUCUGGAGGGUCUGCACACAGCCCUACCACUACCACAGACUCCCAGUAUGUGGCGGAGAAUGGCACCCUCAAAUCCCAGCUCAGCUCUCUAUCGCAGGAGGUGGCCCAGCUCAAGAAGCUGUUCUCUCAGCAGCUGUUCUCCAAACUGGUCUGAGGUCAGGUUGAACACACUCACAACCUCACCUUAACACACAUUUUUACAUUUACAUACAGAGAAGAGCAACAGAGAGAGAAAGGGGUAUAGACUCAAAGAAAAUUACUUCACUUCAACCUGAACAUUGACUUUCACAGUGUCUUAGCUGAACUUGACUUUCACAGUGUCUAAGCUGAACUUGACUUUCACAGUGUCUAAGCUGAACAUUGACUUUCACAGUGUCUAAGCUGAACAUUGACUUUCACAGUGUCUAAACUGAACAUUGACUUUCACAGUGUCUAAGCUGAACUUGACUCACAGGGCACAGCACUGCCCAUUUGUAUUUGAACUGGGCAAGUCAGUUAAAAACUCAUUCUUAUUUACAAUGACAGCCUAGGAACGGUGGGUUAACUGCCUUAUUCAGGGGCAGAACAACAUAUAUAUUUUUUACCUUGUCAGCUCGGGGAUUCGAUCUAGCAACCUUUUGGUGACUUGCCCAACGCUCUAACCACUAAGCUACCUGCCGCUCCAUUGAUCUCCAGCAAACAGCUACAUCAAGUGUGAAGAAGCUGAGCGAACCACAUGACAACCUGAAAACUACUUCAAUAACACAUUCUCCAGAUACAACGAUACAGUGGCCUUCACCACUAUAAAAGCACACCAGCACAGGAAGUACCAGUUACAAUAGCAAUCAGCAGUCAAAAGCAAUACUUCAGGAUACUCUGUUUGAUUCACAGUACUUCAAAACAGCAUUUAUGGGUAACUUAUAUGAUACACAUUUUUUGUAUUUAUAUUUUGAGUCAUUUAGCAGACACUCUUAUCCAGGGCGACUUACAGUAUGCGAGUGCAUACAUUUUCAUACUUGUUCGUAUGAUAUCUGAAAUACAUUUUUUUUGUACACUGAUCUGGCAUGUGUCUUUGAUAAAGUUUCACAUUCUUUCUUUAGAGACUUUAAUUGAACAGGUCGUAACACACUGGAGUACACUGGUAAACCGGAGUACAUGCAGCGGUUCACACACUGGAGUACACUGGUAAACCUGAGUACAUGCAGCGGUGCACACACUGGAGUACACUGGUAAACCUGAGUACAUGCAGCGGUACACACACUGGAGUACACUGGUAAACCUGAGUACAUGCAGCGGUGCACACACUGGAGUACACUGGUAAACCGGAGUACAUGCAGCGGUUCACACACUGGAGUACACUGGUAAACCUGAGUACAUGCAGCGGUGCACACACUGGAGUACACUGGUAAACCUGAGUACAUGCAGCGGUACACACACUGGAGUACACUGGUAAACCUGAGUACAUGCAGCGGUGCACACACUGGAGUACACUGGUAAACCUGAGUACAUGCAGCGGUGCACACACUGGAGUACACUGGUAAACCUGAGUACAUGCAGCGGUGCACACACUGGAGUACACUGGUAAACCUGAGUACAUGCAGCGGUGCACACACUGGAGUACACUGGUAAACCUGAGUACAUGCAGCGGUGCACACACUGGAGUACACUGGUAAACCUGAGUACAUGCAGCGGUGCACACACUGGAGUACACUGGUAAACCUGAGUACAUGCAGCGGUACACACACUGGAGUACACUGGUAAACCUGAGUACAUGCAGCGGUACACACACUGGAGUACACUGGUAAACCUGAGCACAUGCAGCAGUACACACACUGGAGUACACUGGUAAACCUGAGUACAUGCAGCAGUACACACACUGGAGUACACUGGUAAACCUGAGUACAUGCAGCGGUGCACACACUGGAGUACACUGGUAAACCUGAGUACAUGCAGCGGUGCACACACUGGAGUACACUGGUAAACCUGAGUACAUGCAGCGGUGCACACACUGGAGUACACUGGUAAACCUGAGUACAUGCAGCGGUUCACACACUGGAGUACACUGGUAAACCUGAGUACAUGCAGCGGUUCACACACUGGAGUACACUGGUAAACCUGAGUACAUGCAGCAGUACACACACUGGAGUACACUGGUAAACCUGAGUACAUGCAGCGGUGCACACACUGGAGUACACUGGUAAACCUGAGUACAUGCAGCGGUUCACACACUGGAGUACACUGGUAAACCUGAGUACAUGCAGCGGUUCACACACUGGAGUACACUGGUAAACCUGAGUACAUGCAGCGGUUCACACACUGGAGUACACUGGUAAACCUGAGUACAUGCAGCGGUUCACACACUGAUGUCAGAGAUGGAUCAUUUGUGAACCCAUUCUGUUUGUAUUAUUGUGUUACAUGUCUGAUUACCCUGCUGCUGUAGGACAUGGUAUCCCUCACCUCUGUUUGUUUCUACACAGUUUGUCUUAAACGGUUUGUCUAAUAAAAUAUAAUAAUAACA
This is a messenger RNA of Oncorhynchus gorbuscha (pink salmon), 4049 nucleotides long. It is a transcript of the gene nfil3-3, whose product is annotated as nuclear factor, interleukin 3 regulated, member 3. Gene Ontology annotation, molecular function: DNA binding; DNA-binding transcription factor activity. The transcript is spliced from 2 exons. Gene Ontology annotation, cellular component: nucleus. Gene Ontology annotation, biological process: regulation of DNA-templated transcription; circadian rhythm. Lineage: Eukaryota; Metazoa; Chordata; Actinopteri; Salmoniformes; Salmonidae. Bases 408 to 1706 code for a protein of 432 amino acids. The record is from RefSeq and is a predicted model, not a curated record.